AUGGGGGAAACAAGCGUUGGCCGAACGCACGCCGUGUCGAACGAUCGAACGUACCGCAGCAUGUGGCGUCGUCGUUGCGUGCCGCGUUCGCCGCCACAGGCUUGUUAUUAUUACACACUAGGCAGUGGCGCCGCGCCGGACUGCACCAUUCAUCUCUGUCCUACUGUGGUAGCUGAAAUCGUGACGGUCGGACGCACCGCCCGCCUGCCCGACCGACCGACCGAUGAACCGCAUCGAUUGGCGGCGCGUUCGCACAUCGUCGUAUUUCAGGUGCGUGCUGCACGAAGCACAGUCGUGCGCGAGGUCCUGCCCCGUGCCGCGAAGAAGUUUGCACGCGCGAACGCGUCCGUAUGA
Messenger RNA from Soboliphyme baturini, 354 nucleotides. The record is from the annotation of a GenBank genome assembly. Lineage: Eukaryota; Metazoa; Nematoda; Enoplea; Dioctophymatida; Soboliphymatidae.